Emiliania huxleyi CCMP1516 is the source of this 438-nucleotide messenger RNA. RefSeq lists its product as hypothetical. Lineage: Eukaryota; Haptophyta; Isochrysidales; Noelaerhabdaceae. The record is from RefSeq and is a predicted model, not a curated record. The transcript has 2 exons. The coding region runs from base 1 to 438 and encodes 145 amino acids.
AUGCCCGAAGCCCACCCUGUGAAUGUAGAAGAUAGCCAUGGAGAAAAACUUCUGCCUGCCAUCACCUCCACGGGCUCGAGGUUCUUCGAGCCAGGCGACGCCCACGCCAGCGACACGGAGGUUCUCGUCAUCGCCCUCCUCGUGAUCCACUUCGAACCUAGCCCCGAGAAGACCCACGAAUGGGCGUCGAGGCUCGCUGCGCACGCAGCCGAAGCUGCGCAGGAGCAGGAGCUCUGGUCGGCGGCGGCGGCUCCCGUCGACGCCUUCGUGCCCAUCAAGGACGUGUGCGCGCGAGCGUGGGACGAAGGGACGAAGGUGCUCGUGAUGCGAGCGGCGAUGCGCUGGUCAGGGCGCGGCGCACGCGACGACAUCAACGACGACCAGCUGACAAACUACAAGUCGUUGCUACCAAGAAGGAGGGCCACUUGCGCGGCGUGA